Messenger RNA from Nematostella vectensis (starlet sea anemone), 2745 nucleotides. Its product is annotated as protein numb homolog. The coding region runs from base 132 to 1670 and encodes 512 amino acids. The transcript has 6 exons. NCBI's taxonomy places the organism in Eukaryota, Metazoa, Cnidaria, Anthozoa, Actiniaria, Edwardsiidae. The record is from RefSeq and is a predicted model, not a curated record.
CUCACUUGAUUACGCAUGCACGCGUGCGCAGUAGCACCAGUGAAACCAUUGAGCCAUACAACUCACUGUCGAACUCCCAACCAUCUCGAUUACGUGUUGCAGAGUCGCGAAUCUUGCCUUCUUUAGUAGGGAUGAAGCGGUUAAAACGUAGUCUGAGUUUACGGAGCUCUCGCCGGCGCAUUCCAGAGAGCCAUCGUCCACAAGUUUGGGAGAAUGACAGUUAUAAAGUGCGAAAUGGAGGCGUUAGCUUUCCAGUCAAGUACGUUGGCGCUAUAGAGGUGACUGAAUCACGGGGGACUCAAGUUUGUGCCGAAGCCUUCCGUAAGAUGAGAGAAGCUGGGGUUCAUAAAAAGAAAAGGAUGAAUUUAUUGGUUACGUCUGACUGCAUUCGUGUCGUGGAUGAAGAAACCAAGUCCCUUACCAUUGACCAGACGAUAGAGAAGGUGUCUUUCUGUACACCUGAUCCAAGCGAUGACCGCGUGUUCUCGUACAUUUGCCGAGAGGGCACUACUCGCCGGUGGAUGUGUCAUUGCUUCAUUGCUAUCCGUGAUACUGGAGAGCGACUGAGUCAUGCUGUUGGUUGCGCAUUUACUGCAUGUCUUCAGAGAAAGCAAAAGGCUCAAGCCUUGCAACAACAAGCCAAAGCAGCUAAGGAGGGAGAAAAAACUGAUGGAACGCAAGCUACCUCCACAGCACCAUCGACAGUUGCAAAUCAGCAACAAUCUUCGAGAGCUUUUGUGUCAACACCUUCUUCUGUGACUAGUGCAAGCUCAGUCGUUAAUGGACCCACAGAGACAUCAGGCAUGACGUCUUCUCCAUCGUCAACUGCACCUGUAGUGACAACAACACAACAAGUACCCCCGGCACUCAAACCACCACCAGCAGCGGCCAGGUCCAGGCCCCAACCCUUUGCCCCAUCACCCUUCACAAGACAUAUGUCACUGAGGUAUCGGUCAACCCCCAUGUCUCUGACGCCACUGAAAGACUCGGGCAAAGCUGGAUACUCAACUCUGCUCGAAGACCCCGGGAUGGCGCCCAAAUUGCCUCCUGCUGUUGAUGCUCUUGGCUUACAAAGCUCCCCUGCUGUUGUACCAGAGAGCCAUCCAGUCAUGCAGUCAAAUGCCUCUCUAGCAUACCCGCAGAUGCAGGCAGCUCCUUUGUCCAGUGCCACAGUGUUUAACGGCAUGCACCCAACAUCAAUGGCUGUCAAUAGCACAGGAUCCCUACCCCAGGCCGCCACUCCUCUUCAACCAAACACCAUGCAGUACACUUCGCCCCAGACCAAUCAGUGGCCCGCAGCACAGCCGCAGUACCAGCCACAUGGCCGACCCCUGGAGCGCAAGGUGUCGGAUGCCGAGAAAUGGCUGGCAUCAGCAGAAGGAUCAACCAAAGAAAGUAAUUCAAACCAAGGUCUCCUCGCCACACAUAACCCAUUCGCUGAGACGGCAGCUCAGAUCAGUGCACUUUCAAGUGCUUGGACUCAGGACAUGAACAACUCUUUACCGGCAGCUAGUCAAUCGAAUGGCCCUUGGGGCUCUACUGGCAUGCAUCAGGUACGAGAAGAUGACGAGUUCGCAUCUCUUGCCACACGGCGGACGGGGUCUCCACUCUCGAGCCCUGGGGCAACGGCAAACCCUUUUAACAAAGGCUCCAAUGUAUACUGGGUUUAAAGGAAAAAAGGUUUAAAGAAAAUAGUAGAUGGGAAUUAUUUGUGCUAUUUGAUCAUAGUAUUUGUGCCAUUACUGUAGAUCACAGUUUUUGAAAUGUUCAAUACAAUUGGAGUUAGGGGAAUCAAAUUAGAAUCAAGUUUUAAUGACACUAAUGACAGUUUUAGUAACAAAAUAUUUUUGAUCACACUAUACAGCUAGCUGUGCCCAAACUUAUUGGUAUUUCAGUCAAAAGACAGAUUUAUCUGCAAAUUCCACAAGUUUGGGUCAUUCCUUGUCUAGUCAACCCAAUUGUUCAUGGCAUUGAUUGGACUCAAGUGUCUUAUUUCCACGUCGAUGUCCUAGUUUUUGUAGAAAACAAACUCAAUUACGAAGAGACAGCACGACCAGUAAAACCGUGAUCUCCCAAAAUAUGUGUCGUGUUAUUUAUUGUCUUCUGAUGAAUCAGUAUCAAGUAUUUAGACAGCUGUAACUUGUCAAAACGUGUCUAUAUUUGACUGUUUUGAUACAUCCAUAUUUCCGCUUUUCAUGGUUUUAUUGAUCGACCCUGGAAAUUUACAGCUACGAAUUGUUUUUUUUCUUGAGCAAUGUAUUCUUAUCUGUUUUAACAGAUAUUCAUAUCCAUUCAAUGGGUUAAAUACUUUAUUUUAAAUUUCAAUAUCGGUAAUAAGAAGUAACACAUGUUUAUAAUUUUAACACUCUUUUAGCAGUAAUUGUAGACUCGGAAAUUCUCGCGCGCAGGAAAUGUCUCAGACUCCAAUAUCUUUCUUUUCACGAUUUUUUUUCGCACCAUGCACAAAAAGGUAUUGUCAUUGCAAUAUAUAUUUAGAUUUUCUCUUUAUUCCCUUGAUUUAGCGUGGUGUGGGCGAAAAUUUCCACUUUUACAGUUGACUGUGAUUUUAGCCAUUUUUUUAUAAGGAUUGUCUUGACAGGAUUGCACAUUAGGUUUAGGAUGCCGAUUGAUGUUGUUUUUCCUAAUAAUUUGUGAGACACUCGUUUGACACACAACUUCUCGACACGGACGAUUUAUCGACAUGUCGAAGAUUUGAUGACCUUCAUAAACUUUUAAUUCGUGACA